Molecule: messenger RNA, 1613 nt
Organism: Hevea brasiliensis (rubber tree)
Lineage: Eukaryota; Viridiplantae; Streptophyta; Magnoliopsida; Malpighiales; Euphorbiaceae
Product: omega-hydroxypalmitate O-feruloyl transferase
Exons: 1
Coding region: 74-1528 (484 amino acids)
Molecular function (GO): acyltransferase activity, transferring groups other than amino-acyl groups
Source: RefSeq, a predicted model, not a curated record
ACAAAACUUUGAACGCCUCCCUCAGAUAUUGCUCAGGUAUCUUUACGUGUCCAGAAAAUUCUCUCUCCUACAAAUGCAGCUGCUUGCUGGUAUGAUCUCCAACAGCACUCUCAUGGCUCCUUGGGUCCAAGAGCUCCAUUUCAAUCACCUAAGCAUCCCCAUAACCAUUAACAAUUUGGUUCCUAUCAUGCCAGCUGGACCUAUACCAGCUGGCUCAGGUGACAGCCUUUAUCUCUCAAACCUCGAUGAUAUGAUUGGAGCUCGUGUUUUCACCCCGACAAUAUAUUUCUAUAAAGCAGAUUACUUGAAUUCUGCUAAAACCCCUGUCAUGAAAACAUUAUGUGAUGCUUUAGCUUGUGUUUUAGUUCCUUACUACCCUUUUUCUGGUAGGAUCAGAGAAACCAAGAAUGGGAAGUUAGAGGUGUUUUUUGGACCAGAACAAGGUGCGCUUAUGAUUGAGGCAUACUCGGAGAUGGCCUUAGCUGAACUGGGAGACCUCACAGUGCCAAACCCUGCGUGGUCACCAUUGAUCUACAGGUUCCCAAAUGAAGAACCUUACAAAAUUCUUGACAUGCCAUUGAUUAUUGGUCAGGUAACCCAAUUUAGUUGUGGUGGCUUUAGCCUGGGCUUAAGGCUCUGCCAUUGUAUCUGUGAUGGCAUUGGUGCCAUGCAGUUUCUUGGUGCAUGGGCAGCAACGGCAAGGACAGGCACCUUGGUGACAAAUCCUGAACCAUGUUGGGAUAGGGAACUUCUCCAACCUCGCAGCCCGCCAGUGGUAAAACAUUCACAUAUUGAGUUCAUGAGAGUAGACGAUGGCUCAACCCUAACAAUGUCUUUAUGGCAAGAAAAGCCUGUCCAGAAAUGUUAUCGAAUCAGCCGAGAGUUCCAAGCUCAACUGAAAGCUCAAGCUCAAGCUCAAUCAAAUGAAAAGUUUUCCUGCACUACAUUUGAUGUCAUGGCAGCCCAUAUUUGGAGGUCAUGGGUAAAAGCAUUGGAUGUAAAACCAAGAGAAUAUAAGCUUAGGCUAACAUUUUCUGUCAAUGCUCGCCAAAAGCUUAAAAACCCACCAUUAAAAGAUGGUUUCUAUGGCAAUGUGGUGUGUGUAGCAUGUGCAGUAAGCUCUGUUUAUGAGCUGGUUAAUGGGAGCCUUGCUGACACUACCCAUUUGGUACGCCAGGCUCGGAAUGGUAUCUCAGAGGAAUACCUGAGAUCAACAAUAGAUUUUGUGGAAGUGGACAGGCCAAGAAGGCUUGAAUUUGGCGGAAAAUUGACAAUAACACAGUGGACAAGAUUUUCCAUGUAUGAGUCUGCAGAUUUUGGGUGGGGAAGGCCAAUUUAUGCAGGUCCUAUAGACCUGACCCCAACGCCACAAGUCUGUGUAUUCCUGCCAGAAGGCGAAGCCGACUCUAGUGGGAGAAUGGUGUUCUGCAUUUGCCUGCCUGAGAAUGCUACCAGUAGAUUCACAGAAUACUUGUGUUCUGUGGUUUCAACUGAUGAAUAUGUUAAUAGGAAAAAGCUGCUAAAUUAAGGAGGCAAGUUAGGUAAUGCAGCCCCAAAUGUGCUGCAUAUUUGAUUUUCCCAAAUUAAUUAUAAAUGCUAGAAACUGUUGAUUA